Molecule: messenger RNA, 1080 nt
Organism: Fusarium tjaetaba
Lineage: Eukaryota; Fungi; Ascomycota; Sordariomycetes; Hypocreales; Nectriaceae
Product: toxD
Exons: 1
Coding region: 1-1080 (359 amino acids)
Molecular function (GO): oxidoreductase activity, acting on NAD(P)H
Source: RefSeq, a predicted model, not a curated record
AUGGCAACCCCAGUUACAAACAGAGCGAUCUACAUUGGACCUCAAAAUGAGUUAUUCGCUACAGAGUACGACGCUGUCUAUGAACCUGGUAACAACCAAGGCUUGGUCGAGGUGCAUUAUUCUGGUGUGAAUCCUGCCGCUGAAAAGCACGGAAUCAUUCUUGGAUUGAACGAUCACGUUUGCGGCUACGAGUUCAGUGGAAAAGUCGUUCAGGCCGGCAACGGGUUUCCUUAUGCGGUUGGCGAUGAGAUCUUCGGCUCAAAGCAGAUGAGCCUAGGCUCGGAGUUCGGAGCGCAUCAGGAUCACCUUCUCGCUGAGGGCAAUACACUCAUGUCCAAGCGCCCAUCUACACUCCCAAAGGAGGCCGCGGCAGUCAUGUCACUCGUGGUGAGGACUGCGGCUGAUGCAUUGUUCAACGUGCUCGGGAUCCCACCCCCAAGCAACUCCUAUUCAGAAAUUUCUCCCGAGAGUGGCAUUGUAAUCUGGGGAGGCGGCAGUGCAGUAGGAUGGUCUGCCGUGCAGCUGGCUGGGGCUGCAGGUCUGAGUCCUAUAAUCACCACAGCGUCUGCCUCCCACCACCAGGCGCUGAAAGAUCUGGGUGCCACGCAAUGCUUCGACUAUAGAGACGACGGCGUGGUCGAUAAGAUCCAGGCCGCUAUUGAUGCUGCAGGCCAGCCACUGAAGUAUAUCUUGGACGCUGUGUGUACACAGGGACGGGGAUCCUCAACAUCCAAGUGUGAUGUACUCAAGACCGCGCCAGAUGCUACCUACACUGGGACUGUGCCAGUACAAAGCAGCAGGAACAAGUGGGUUUGGUGCCUAGGUGCUCGGGCCUGGGAGCUACGACUCCCUCCGCCUGUAGGACAUAUCCCCGCGGACAAGCAAUGGGAGUCACGUUUGGUUGAUAUCGUAUCCUGGGCCGCAGAGAAUUACGGCGAUGGAUUCCGAAUCCCGAACAUCAGGGUGGUUCAGAGGCCCGAAGAGGGGAUCGAAGCAAUCAAGGCUUCGGCUGAUGGAAAGAUCAGCUUUGAGAAGGUUGCAAUUAAGCACCCUUUUGAAGUUCUGGAUCCUGUUGAAUGA